AUGGCCUCUCCGCCUUUGAACCCCGUGGACGGUCACCCGUGCUCCCAGAUCCGCAUCGCGAGGCUGGCGUCUGUGUCCGGCGCCAAAGUUCGAUCCCCCACUGGGCCUCCUUGUCGUGGCGGCCGCUGGGCUGCCUGCCCCGCCAACCCCUCGAGGGGAACGUCCGGCGCUGUGAUUGCGGCGAUGGCGUCCGAAGAAGUCGACAAGUCGUCGCCGCAAGGCACGUCGGUCGGCAGUGCUCCACGUGCAGUAAUAUCCGUGUCCGACAAAACCGGACUCGAGGAGGUGGCAGAGGCUUUGUUUGCCGCCGGCUAUGACAUCGUGUCUACUGGUGGCACUGCAGCCGCGAUUCAAGCCGCUGGCCUACCUGUCACAUCAGUGGAACAGCUCACAGGAUUCCCAGAAAUGCUCGAUGGUCGAGUGAAGACACUGCAUCCAGCAGUGCACGGUGGGAUUCUGGCAAGGCGGGACAAUGCAGAUGAUAUGGACACGAUCCAGAGGCUUGGCAUACAGAAAAUUGAUGUGGUGAUAGUGAAUCUGUACCCAUUCAGAGAAACAGUGCUGUCAGAACCUGCACCCUCAUUUCAAACAGGGGUUGAGAAUAUCGACAUCGGCGGCCCUGCUAUGAUUCGAGCUGCAGCAAAAAACUUGGCGCAUGUUGCUGUCCUGGUGGAUCCCAAGGACUACAGGCACUUCAUCGAUGUCCUGAGCCGCGAACCCAAGGGGGAGGAAAUGGCUAACUUGAAAAAACAGUUGGCGUGGAAGGCAUUUCAGCAUUGUGCAGCCUAUGACGCUCAAGUCAGCGAGUGGCUCUGGUCACAAGUGGGUGAUGGCUUGUCGCCUCCUGCACUCGUGGUUCCAAUGCAGAGGGGUGCUUCACUGCGAUAUGGAGAGAAUCCCCAUCAGUCGGCAGCAUUCUAUAUGGACCAGAGCCUUGGCAAAUCUGGAAAAGGGGGACUGGCAACAGCUGUGCUGCACCAUGGCAAGGAGAUGUCAUACAAUAACUACUUGGAUGCUGAAGCAGCUUAUGCAGCUGUUUGCGACUUUCCAAAUGAGGCAUGUGUGAUUGUCAAACACACAAAUCCUUGCGGAGUUGGAAGCAAGCAAGAUUUGUGCAAAGCUUAUCGAUGUGCAGUUCAAGGUGAUCCUAUCAGUGCCUUCGGUGGGAUUGUUGCCUUCAACCGGACAGUGGAUGAAGCUCUUGCUCGGGAGAUUCGGGAGUUCAGGAGCCCAACCGAUGGAAGCACGAGAAUGUUUUAUGAAAUUGUGAUUGGCCCCAGCUAUACCCCUGAGGGUUUGAAAAUUUUGAAAGGCAAGUCAAAAACCUUGCGGAUAUUGGAGGCGAAGCCAAGGUUGCCAACAGGAAAUGCUCUCAGGCAAGUUUCUGGAGGUUGGCUGUACCAAGAGGAAGAUGCCCUGACACCAGACGAGAUCACCUUUACCAUUCAAUCAGAGGUACAUCCCACUGAACAGCAGCUUGACGACCUCAAGUUUGCAUGGAUCUGUGUUAAGCAUGUCAAGAGUAAUGCCAUUGCCAUUGCCAAGGAACAGCGCAUGUUGGGCAUGGGUAGUGGGCAGCCCAAUCGUGUCAAGAGUGUGGAGAUAGCGAUGGAGAAGGCAGCAUCAGACAUUAAGGGUGCUGUUCUGGCCAGUGAUGCUUUCUUUCCAUUCUCCUGGGGAGAUGCAGUUGAGAAGGCCUGCCAGGCGGGUGUAUCUGCGAUUGCCCACCCGGGUGGCAGCAUGAGGGAUCAAGAUGCUGUUGACUGCUGCAAUAAAUAUGGAGUAGCCUUGGUGACAACAGGUAUUAGGCAUUUCAGGCACUAG
Ostreobium quekettii is the source of this 1824-nucleotide messenger RNA. The record is from the annotation of a GenBank genome assembly. NCBI's taxonomy places the organism in Eukaryota, Viridiplantae, Chlorophyta, Ulvophyceae, Bryopsidales, Ostreobiaceae.